AUGGCAGGGGCAUCGCAGCUCUACACCUGCAUGUCGUGCCUCGUGGGGUUUCACUCGCCCCUUGACCAGCGAACACACUAUCGCUCUGACUUGCACCGAUACAACAUGAAGCGCCAGGUUGCUGGCCUGCCACCCGUCAGGCAAGACGUCUUCGAGCAAAAGGUUCAGCAACGUCAGCCGGCGGGAAAUGACGCAGCUGCUGCCUCCAAGGUUUCUUUUGCGUCCACAUCGCAAGCCGAGUCGUCGCAGCAGCGACCUCGUUGCCAGCAGUGCAGCAAGUCCUUUGCCUCGCCCAAUGCAUUCACCACUCACCUCAACUCGCGAAAGCACAAGGAGACCGCAGCGAAGAAUGCAGCCCACCCGUCCGUUGCCAGCGCCAAGGCGUCAGUUAACCCGCCUGCCACUACGGGGGCAAGCGACGACCCCCUUGUCUUCCGCGUCCCAGCCUCUGCCGCCUCUGCUCUUAGCGGCAAUCCUUCUCCUCUCGAAGCGAUGGACCAAGUCAAGCAGGCUCUGCCAAAUACCGCCAGCGUCGCUCAAGGGUCCGCCGACGCAGAGGCCAGCUCCUCCCCCUUCUCGUCCGCCACGGCCACCGCAUCGACGUCCAAGCAACCACUCGUUCCCCCCACCUCUCUCACCCUUUCCUCGGAUGCAAGCGACGCAGAGAUUGAGGCUGCCAUCAGCGCACGCCUCUCCUCGGCCACUCGAAUCGACCCAGCCAAGACGUGUAUCUUCUGCCCGCCCGGCACACCCGCUCACAACUUUCCCAACUUGGAAGCCUCCCUCGCUCACAUGCAAAAGGCGCACGGAUUCUUCAUCCCCGAGCGCACCUACCUCGUCGACCUUCCCGGCCUCGCGCAAUACCUCGCCGACAAGGUCUCGGUCGGUCACAUGUGCUUGUACUGUAAUGGACGCGGUAGGGGUUUCUCGACGGCAGAGGCGGCUAGGAAGCACAUGGUCGACAAGAACCACUGCAAGAUUGCAUACGAUGCUGAGGAGGACAAGAUGGAACUCAGCGACUUUUAUGACUUCACUAGCUCGUACCCUGACGCUGGAGAAGAGAAGGAGGAAGCAGAGUGGGAAGACAUGGACGCCAGUGAUGGCGAGGAUGGCGCAGACGAUGCAGAGAUGGAGAAGGACGACGAGGAGAGCCUGCCUGCCAACACUCUGCGAUAUGGCGAUUCCGAGCUCGAGCUGGUACUCCCCUCCGGCGCACGACUGGGCCAUCGCUCGCUUGCGCGUUACUAUCGUCAGACCCUCUUUUCCACCCCUGCGUCUGCCUCAGCGACGGAUCGCUCAGGCGGUGCUGUUGCCCGCCGCUUAAUCGACGAAGGGCGCCAUCGUGGACGUGGUUCCGACCUGGUUGUACGAGACCGUGGUGGGCAAGAAGUCAAGGCGCGCAACCGUGGAGAGGCGCGCGAGGCCAAGAGACACAUCAGAGAGUUCAGGGACAUGAAGAAGCGCGAGCACUUUAAGACGCAGAUUGGGUUCAGGGGAAACAACCAGAAGCACUUCAGGGACCCGUUGCUGCAGUAA
Jaminaea rosea is the source of this 1536-nucleotide messenger RNA. RefSeq lists its product as hypothetical. The transcript has a single exon. The record is from RefSeq and is a predicted model, not a curated record. Gene Ontology annotation, molecular function: zinc ion binding; nucleic acid binding. Lineage: Eukaryota; Fungi; Basidiomycota; Exobasidiomycetes; Microstromatales. Gene Ontology annotation, biological process: ribosomal large subunit biogenesis. Bases 1 to 1536 code for a protein of 511 amino acids. Gene Ontology annotation, cellular component: preribosome, large subunit precursor.